AUGACGAUUAUAACUGAAGUUGUUAGAGAAGUUAUUAAACAAUUCUACUUGACAUUUAUUUAUGAAUAUAUAAUUAUCAAAGAGAAUAUUUUAAAUAUACACAAUAUUAUUAUAGGCGAAAAUGUAACUAAAUCGCUUAAGAUGGUUUCCUUUCUUAUGUCUAUGUUUAUAAUAUUUUGUAUUAUAAUUGGAUUUUUUGCUUUAAAUGAUCAUGUUAAAGGUAUUGCUAUAGCAAUAACAAGAUUACUUUUAGUUAACGAAUUAGUAUCAACAGUUUCUACUUUUAAUUUAAAAUAUUUGCAAAAUGAAAAUUAUAAACAAAAUAAUAAAAGUUUUAUUGAUGACAUUAUACGGAAAUUUCCAAUAAAUGAAGUAAUAAAAGAAGAAGAUUUUGAAAAAUCGUCGCCUUUUAAUUUAAUUUAUGAAAAUUUAGAAAAUUCUAGGUUAAAAACAGCUUGUUUUUUAUGUGUAGAUUUUUUAAUGCACAUAAUAAUUUGUGAAUUUUCUAAAAGGUACAAUAUCAUUGAUGAGAGUUUGAUCUUUUUAGUUCUAACAAAUAUGAGUUUAAAAACAUGUUUGAGUUUUUAUUUAUGUGAAAAUCAAAGUUUUUUAGUAUUUUUUAAAAUAGCUAAACAUGAUAUUUUUUAUUUAAUUAUUUUAAUUAUUUUAUUCAUUCUAUCAAUGUUUGUAAAGCUUGUAAGAGAUAUUUUAGUUAGUGUAAUUUUAUCUGUUUUUUACAGUAUUAUUUUAAGUCUUUUUAUCUCAAUCAUUUGUUAUAACAAAGAUAAUUUAAUUGACAGCUUAGAAUUGCUUUUAUUGAAUACUGAUGGAAAUAAAAAAAGAGAAGAAAUUGAUAUUGAAUUUUUAUUUAUGGGUUGUUUUUUACUUUAUCUAAUUGUUAUGUUUUUUACAAGAAGAUUAUUUUGGAAGAAAUAA
Hepatospora eriocheir is the source of this 936-nucleotide messenger RNA. Lineage: Eukaryota; Fungi; Microsporidia; Hepatosporidae. The record is from the annotation of a GenBank genome assembly.